CUAGUCUCACAGUCAUUUAACUUCUUUUCUUUCUCUUUAUUCCUCUCUUUCUCUCUCUAAAUGACUAUUCCCGUUUACUGUGGAAAACCAGACCGCAACUCCGGCAUGCUUUCACCCACCGGCGGCAAAGUCAAUAUGCGAGAUCGGUGGUUCUUGGUUAUGGGAAAGCUUUUAAAGCAUAUUUAUGUUGUUGCCAAGUGUCUGCAAAUUGCGAUGGAAGGUUUUACAGGGAAGUUUGGACAAUGAGGUUUGGAGAAGAGGGGGAUAUAAGGAAAAUCGCCAAUUUGCAUGCAAUUUAAGAUUGGAGCAAACCAGAGAUUUUGAGUACACUAUAUCAUUGCAUCAAUAGGAGAACAGUACAAGAGACAAAAAAGAAAGGUCUUGUGAAGAACCCCGGAGUCUGGAGAUGGACUUUGGUAGGGGUCUUUCAAUUCCUGAAGAGAAAAUGAAAGAUUUCCAGAUUCAAGGAUCUUGGAAUCCAGCGACACAAUCGGAGCCCAUUCCGACUAGAUUGCAGUCGAUCCCGGCGGAGAGGCAAGGGAGUCAGAUGAGCAGUACGAAUUGGCAGGAAUCAAUGAGGUACCCUGCUGGGUUCUGUCCAGAGACUCCCUCUGCAAAUGGGGCUGCUGCAUGCGUUGAUACCAUGGCGUCUCACGGUCAGAACAGGAGGCUUUAUAAUUGGUACUCGACGGCGGACUUGGCCGGAGGUAGCAGAGGUGGCUCUGGGGCACUUGUGGAAUCCCAUACCGAGGCUAUGAGGAACGUAACAGCUGGGCCGAACUUUCCUUUUCUGGACCUCUUGAACAUGACGAGUAGGACUCCUGCGGCCUCUUCCAGUGCCAGUGCCAGUGCCAAUCCGCAAGGCAGUAACCUUUUCUUCCCCGUCUCGUAUUCUGCGAGCAAUUAUAACCAGAGACAACCCAUCUCCGCCGGUAUGUUGCUUGCCAACCAAGAUCGCUCACUCAACUACGAAUCCUGGAAUAAGGGCAACAGCCAAUCUCAACCUCUGAAUGGAUUUCCAGUUCAUCGUCGAAGUUACGAUCUUAAUUCACUGCCCAAAACAAUCGCUGAUGGUGUUUCGAAUGGGGCUACGUCCAUACAGUUUGCACCAGUAACACCAGAUAAGAAGCAGAUAAUUCAGGACCAGACGCGUUCUGGAAGAGCAGAUUUAUCUGUAGGUGAAAAAUCAUAUAAGGAACAGGAUAAGCAAGAGGUUUUCGUUACUCCCAACAGGAAUGAAGCAAUCGAGCUCAACAGUGGGGGUUGCUCAAUGCCCAUGAGUUGCAUGAGUGAGGUGGUUGAGCUUCAAAGUGAACUCUCACAUCCCCUGGUGGGCACAUCUUCUGUUGCCGUUUCAACCACAUUAAAGGAAAACCAUGACCUUGGAAAUGUAGGGGACAACGGCUUUGAUCUGAACAAGACACCACUGCAAAAGCCUAAAAGGAAGAAGCACAGGCCCAAAGUCGUCGUGGAAGGCAAACGCAAAAGGACUCCAAAGCAGGCAAGUGACAAACAGAACCCAACAGUGAAGAGGAAGUAUGUGAGGAAGAAAGCCCUCAAAACCUCAGAAACUCCGCCAGCAGAGGCUGUAGGGGAGGCAAUAGAACUAUCACCCAGUUUGACUGUGAAAUCAUGCAGGCGGGUGCUGAAUUUUGACUUGGAAGAUCAAGGAAGAGAUGAAGACCCCUGCAAAUCACUCAAUAAUCAGGAGGGGCUUCUGCUCAACAGUGUUGAAAGCUCUUCUUCAAGGUGGAUGUUUAAUACGAAUUCAGAAUCUCAGGCCCAGGACUUGAGCAAAGCAAUUGAUGGUGGCUCUGGAACCAAAUCAAAUGUGCAGCUUGACCAAGCCGUUGAAGUUAUAGCAGAAAACUCCUCAGGUAGGAUUGAAUAUGACCGUAACUGUUCCUUGAACCAGGUGGUCAAAAAUUACAUUUCCUUGCCUGAAACAACAGCCCCAGCUCCACAACCCACAAUGAGAGACCCACCAAAAGAAAGUUCAAACUGCCUCCCAACUAACAGAAAUGAAAUGGAGAAACCAUGUUCCAGCCUCAGCAAUGGAAAAAACAGUCAUCCUCUCAUCCAACAACAUGCUCAAGUAGAGGAAAUCAGUCGCAUGGUCUUCCAAACAGGAGCUACACUUGACAAAAAUGAAAAACCUGGACAACCAUUAUCGCAGUGUGGCUCACAAUCUCUGUCAAAACGUCAAAAUGAUCCCUAUAGCAAUCUCCAUGUACCAUUUGUUGAGACAGAACAAGCAAGGGGAUCAAAGAGAGAAUAUUUUCAUACAAUUGACAAGACAGAUGCACAGACCAUAUGUAUGAGGCGAGUCCAACAAAAUUCUUUGCAGGCUUACCAGGAGAUAUUUCAAGCGAGUGGUUACCACAGAAACAAUCCUGGCCAAUGUUUUCCAGAAAUUUGCAAGAAAAGGAGAACUGAGAAUGCUCAAUAUACCACCACUCCUAGCAGUUCAUCUUCUACAGCAGCAGAUAGAAUCAGCUGGGGACAAGCAUUGCAGGGUCACCAUGGAACUGCAGAAAUAGAGUUCAAUGAUAAGCUUGGCACAACAGGACCAAAGAAUGGAAUCAGUAAAUCUGUACGAGAUGUGUAUGCUCACUCUAUGGUGACAGAGAAUUGCCCAGUUCAAAAUAGUAGUAUAGAUCAGUUUUCACUUAGCAAAGCAGUGUUUGCUGACCUGCAAACUUCUGGAUUUAUGCUCAACUUUGGUCCCACAGAAAGGAUGACAAAGAAGAGAUCCAAGGGAUCUACACGGGUGCGGGACUUGGCCUCCCUUACUUCAAUUCCGCAGUGUACCCAAUUGCAAUCAACCCCUCAGAAAACAGCACCAACAUCGGAUGAUAGGCAAGGAACUGAAACUGUUCGGAGUCCACAAGCUUGUCUAGAAGCCCUUGUUGCAGAAAACUAUGCAAAGAAAAAGAGGACAAGAAAAGCAACCCUGCCUGUCAAUUCGGUCUACUCCAGCAUGAACCAAGUGCAUCUGCAAGAGAACAAGACUGCUAUGUAUGAUCAAAACCAGCGCUCAGCCACAUCAAUACCCAUAGAUGAAAUUGUUCACAGAUUGAAGCAUCUAAACAUCAAUGGAGAAACCAACAGAUUCCCAGGCCCAGAGCAAAAUGCAUUGGUUCCUUACAAUGGCAACACCACAAUGGUUCCUUAUGAGGGGUUGUUUGAUCCUACAAGAAAACGACGGCCACGACCCAAAGUUGACCUUGACCCAGAGACAAAUAGAGUUUGGAAGCUUCUGAUGGGGAAGGAAGCCAGCGAAGAGAUGGAACAGAUGGACAAGGACAAGGACAAAGAGAAAUGGUGGGAAGAAGAAAGGAGAGUAUUCCGCGGACGGGCAGACUCAUUCAUUGCCCGCAUGCAUCUUGUCCAAGGUGAUAGGCGCUUCUCCCAGUGGAAAGGAUCAGUAGUGGACUCAGUCGUUGGGGUCUUUCUUACUCAGAAUGUAUCUGAUCAUCUUUCCAGCUCGGCCUUCAUGUCCCUUGCUGCAAGAUUUCCACUGCAGUCAAAGAGCAAUGACGGAGCAUGCUGUAAAGAAGGAAUAAAUACAUUACUUAAAGAGUCAGAGGUGUGCAUUCCAGAAACGGUAGACACCAUCAAAUGGCAUGAAAAAAUGCCAAGUCAGCUUGUCUGUGAUCAGAGCUCAAUGACGUUCCAUGAAGCUGGACAGAUUGAAGAACGAGAGGUAGACAACAGCAAUGAAUCCUUUGGGAGCAAUACGGCAGAUGGAAGCUCCACUGACAAUUCAAGAGGCAAGCAGUCACCUGUUUGCAGGAGCAGUCUAGAGAUGUCCCAUGAUUUGCUGCUGAAAAGAACGGAAAGUGUGACCACUAACAGAGGAGUCGCGAAUUUUACAGGAGGAGAGGAUAGAAGAGCACUUGAAGAUGCACUUUCCUCACAAAACUCCACAGAGUCAUCUACUUUCCAGAUCACUGAAAGGAAUGGAUCAUGCUCAGACUCCAACUCAGAAGCUGAAGAUCUGGUAACACACAGUCCAUCUAAACCAUCACCAGAUUGUUUUGGUGACUGCACUUUUACGGAGCUACUACAGAUGGAAGGAAGCGCCAUGUUCCAAGAGUAUUACGGAGGUGGGAGUUCUUUAUUUAACCUUAGCACCAAGGGUGAGCAGAACCAAUCAAAAGGUAUGGACUCAGAAAAUCACAGAUCAAGCAUGGGCAGGAUAGACUGCUUAAAAGAUUUAUCUGCACCCAUCUACCCUUCCAAAUCAUACCAGCCCCAAACACAAGUUCCUAUCAUCAAUUCCAGUACAUGCAGUUUGCACGUGACCCAAGACUCAGGAAUUCUGGAAGUCCAGUGCCCAGAUACGUUAGGAGAAGAAAGCAAAUCUCCCUUGCCGUCACUUGCUUCAGAAAUCGGUCAAGUCACCGAGACAACACAUGCCAAUUCCACUAGAAAACAAAAUGCAGUAGUGCCACAGACUGUAAGUGAAACUACAGUUCAGAAAGUACCAUCAAGUGCUCAAGCAGAACAACCAACUGGUCUGUAUGGAUCUUUAAACAAGCAUCAGACCCAGACAUUGGUUGAAAAGCAAAAGAGUGGAAUGAACCAAGUAUCAAGUUCCCCAGUAUAUUCAGAUGUUUUAGAUGUGGAAAGGGGAUGUUUAGCAGAUCAAGAAAAAUCCAUAGAGAAUAAGGUGAUUCAAUCAAACUUUAAAGAGCAAGUUUACAACUCAGCCACUGGCAGUACAAAGAAUUUGAAAGCAAAAAAGAACGAGGCAGGGAAAAAGAAGGAAUUUGAUUGGGAUAGUUUAAGAAAGCAAGCUUAUGCAAAGGUUGGGAAAAGAGAAAAAAGUAGCAAUACAAUGGACUCACUGGAUUGGGAAGCAGUGAGAUGUGCAGAUGUUAAUGAGAUUGCCAAAGCCAUCAAAGAAAGAGGAAUGAACAACAUGCUUGCCGAGAGAAUCAAGGAUUUCCUCAACCGACUGGUUAGGGAACAUGAAGGCAUUGAUCUUGAAUGGUUAAGGGAUGUUCCACCUGACCAAACAAAGGAGUUCCUGCUGAGCAUAAGGGGAUUGGGUCUGAAAAGUGUGGAGUGUGUACGGCUUUUGACACUUCAUCAUCUUGCUUUUCCAGUUGACACAAAUGUCGGACGCAUAGCUGUGAGGCUGGGAUGGGUGCCACUACAACCACUGCCCGAGUCACUACAAUUGCAUCUUUUAGAAAUGUACCCAAUGCUGGAGUCAAUUCAGAAAUAUCUUUGGCCGCGGCUCUGCACACUAGAUCAACGGACACUAUAUGAAUUGCAUUAUCAGAUGAUUACAUUUGGAAAGGUUUUCUGUACAAAGAGCAAGCCUAAUUGUAAUGCAUGUCCAAUGAGAGGAGAGUGCAAACACUUUGCCAGUGCUUUUGCAAGUGCAAGGUUUGCCCUGCCAGCUCCAGAGGAGAAGGGUAUGGUAAGUUCAACUGUACCAGUUGCAGCCGAGCACAACCCAACUUUGGGUAUCAACAACCUAACAAUGGGCAUCAACCCAAUGCCACUGCCUCUGCCUGAGGCUGGGGCAAACCCACUUACAGUGGCAGCACCAGAAUACAGGAAAGAAAACAAAAACUGCGAACCUAUUGUUGAAGUCCCAGCAACACCAGAGCCUGAAUAUACAGAGAUAUCACAAAGUGAUAUUGAAGAUUUUCUUGACGAGGAUCCUGAUGAAAUCCCAACAAUCAAACUUAACAUUGAAGAGUUCACGAUGAACUUACAGAAUUAUAUGCAAGAGUAUAGCAUGGAACUUCAAGAGGGAGACAUGUCUAAGGCUUUAGUUGCUUUGACUCCGGAAACUGCUUCUAUCCCUGUGCCCAAGCUGAAGAAUGUAAGCAGGUUACGCACAGAGCACGAAGUUUACGAGCUACCUGAUUCACACCAUCUUCUGAAAGGGAUGGACAAGCGAGAACCAGAUGAUCCAUGCUCAUACCUACUCGCUAUAUGGACUCCAGGUGAAACUGCAGAAUCAAUCGAACCACCAAGAAGCAGUUGUAGUUCUCAAGAAUCAGGCGAACUAUGCAGUGAGAAGACAUGCUUUUCAUGCAACAGUAUACGAGAAGCAAAUUCCCAAACAGUCCGAGGGACUCUUUUGAUACCGUGCCGAACAGCAAUGAGGGGUAGCUUCCCACUCAAUGGUACAUAUUUUCAGGUCAAUGAGGUAUUUGCAGACCAUGAUUCUAGUGUCAAACCAAUUGAUGUUCCAAGGGCAUGGCUAUGGAAUCUACCAAGACGGACUGUUUACUUUGGUACAUCCAUACCAACAAUAUUUAAAGGUCUAACAACAGAAGGAAUUCAACACUGCUUCUGGAGAGGAUUUGUUUGUGUGAGGGGAUUUGACCAGAAAACUAGAGCGCCACGCCCACUAAUGGCCAGACUGCAUUUUCCAGCAAGCAAGUUGACUAGGGCAAAGACACAAUGAAAGAAGAGUAGGCCAUAAGCAGAGUAUACAGCCAAUACAAAAUCCUAACAAGGAUCUGUCCAUUUGAAGAGCAGAUCGCUGACCAACCUAUUGCUGUACAUCUAAUGGCACCUCCUUUAACAUGAGGGCAUUCACCAGCUGCGACUAAUGCAAGUCAGUUGGAAAGAAAAGGUUGAAAGGCCAAAUUAAAUUUGUAAAAUCCCAUGACAAUUGGGCCUGUAGUUUGUACAUGAUUAAAGUUAUGAUGAUUAUUUUAUUUCAUGCUCGAAAUCGGGCCAUUCUUCUGAAAGCAACCAAUGUCAACAAAAAUAAAGUCCAAUAUAUAUUUUCAACUUGUUCCA
Molecule: messenger RNA, 6777 nt
Organism: Macadamia integrifolia
Lineage: Eukaryota; Viridiplantae; Streptophyta; Magnoliopsida; Proteales; Proteaceae
Product: DNA glycosylase/AP lyase ROS1-like
Exons: 19
Coding region: 407-6436 (2009 amino acids)
Biological process (GO): base-excision repair
Molecular function (GO): DNA demethylase activity; DNA N-glycosylase activity; 4 iron, 4 sulfur cluster binding
Source: RefSeq, a predicted model, not a curated record